CAUAGAUAUUUUGAGAAUAACUUAGUUUCUUAAAAUGCGCGUGUUUACGGUUUUAAUGUUUACAAUUUUUAUAAAAUGUGUUUUUCCAGUAUGUGAAAAUCAAACAUGUUUAGGGACUGACAUUGAUAUUAGGCUACAAAAGGAAAGAAUUGCCGAUCUAUUUCUUUCCAAAUAUGGGGACGUGGUAGCUGAAUUUAAAAAAUUUUUACAAAUGCAAGAUAUGUAUGUGACUUCUGGUAAUCAAAAAUUAAAAAAUCAAGAAGAAUUAUCUCAAAUAUUGUUUGAUAGAAAAAAUGAUUUACACGGUAGCACGAGUAAAUUAUUCAAACAACUUGAAGAUUUACGUAAAGAUUUAAAUUUUUCUGUUGAAGGUAUUAAUGUAACUAACAGUGAAUCUCAAAUAAUUGAUAACUCUAUUUUAAAUAAAAUAAAGAAUAUGGAUUAUCAACUAACAGUAAUGAACACACUGUAUGACCACUAUAAUGAAACAAAUUUAUAUGAAAGAAUAAUGAACAUUCCUCAUAGCGUUUCUGAAGACAUUUAUUUUUUAGAAAAUUUAUUGAAUGAGGAUAAGAAUUCUAGUUGUGUGAAUAAUUUAGAAGAAGAACUGUACAAAUUGUUCAAAGAGAUGUCAACACUGUUAAACUUUGAUGGAAUUGUUCAAGAUAUUAGAAAUUUAACACAAGCUGCUAACGAUAAAGAUGAACAAGAAAAAGCAAUCCUCCGAAUUAUUAUUGAUAUAACAAAAAAAGAAACAGAAGCAGAGGAAAUAUCGGAUCUUUUAGACACCUUGGACGGUAUUUUAAAGGAAUUAAGACUAAUUUUAAAUGAUCUAAAUAUAAAAAAAUUUUCUGAGAUAGAACUACUUAUUGAAAAAACAGAGAAAGAAAUUGAAGAAUAUUCAAAUGAAAUUGUUUGUUACACAAAAUAUUUUGAGAAUUGUCACAUUAAAAGUGCUUCGGAUUCAUUUAUAGAACCAGAAUGUAUGAAAAUGUAUAAAUAAAUGUUUUAGUAAUACAAAUUCAAAUGAAACAUUAAAAAUACUAUCAGUAUAGGUACCUUAAAUUAUUUUAUUAUGCUUUCCUGGGAAUUUGUUUUUUUACACUUUGAGAAUAUAUUUAGAUUAAUAGAUUUUAGCGAGACACCAGAAACUUUUUAAAGUAGUAGCUGAAUUAGUUGCCCAUGGUGUACCUAUUUAUUUAGAGUAUAUUAUAGUAAAUGAUCUUUAAAUAAAAUGUCCA
Messenger RNA from Psylliodes chrysocephalus, 1241 nucleotides. The record is from the annotation of a GenBank genome assembly. NCBI's taxonomy places the organism in Eukaryota, Metazoa, Arthropoda, Insecta, Coleoptera, Chrysomelidae.